CCAAUCUGAUUAAAAUAAGAUCUUUGAUCCGCUCCGUUAUUGUUAUGUCGCUACACAAAGAUCUGAAGACAUCCCGUGUGGGGUCACGUCGGUGUCAACUUUGGUUUGGCCAAUCAAAUCGUCACUGCUUACAUCUUUGGAUGUAAAAGUAAAUAACGGUAAGCCUCGAAAAGUUCCGAAUGUUUAAACUUCCGAAUGAAAAAAAAAACAUGGCAGCGCCAGUUGGAACACAUGGGAGUACUCGGACUACCCCACGAAAAGUCUAUCCUCUGGGGAACAUUUGCCUUAUCUGUGGGUUUUCAUUUGUGAGCAAAUCUGUUGACACUGAUGGCAACAUUAAAAUCAACAAAUACCUGGACAAAAAACUCCGACUUUCCACGGACCGAAUGAAAGUUUUGAAAGAUGUGUGCGGAAUUUCGGAUAGUGUGGUAUAUCCAACUGACACAGGUGUGUGUCAGAAGUGUUUCAGAAGUACCGAAAGAGUAUUAAAACUGGAAAAGGAAGCAGCAACUAUGAGGGAAUCUUUUAAAGCAUCUGUUCAACUCACACUGCAAAGGUUUAAUGUUUGUGUGCCUUCCCCCUCUAAAAGAUUCAUAGAAAAGAGAGAAAUAAGGAGCCCAUUUAAAGAAAAUACAGAUGUGAAGAGGGUUCGACCAGAUGAUCCACUGUUAGUACCUAUCAGAAGGGUAAUGCCCGUGAAGCUGGUACAACUCCAGCCUGCCAGCGCUAAUGUAAUUGUGAACAAAGCACGGCGCUCUCUUGGUGGGGACUUUUUGAAACAGGUAUAUGUGCAUUAUCCAAGUGGAAAAAAGACAGCCCUCAUAACUUCUGAACUUCACAAAAGUAUUUGCAAAACAAUAGUCGGCAGGAGCAAUGUUGAACAGACCAUUGUAAAUCACCUCUGUUCAUCUAACCCAGAAGUUGUUACAAAUGGAGUGUCAAGAGUAGUUAUGAAAGAAGCACAGACUCUUUGUAAGAGGGGGUCAGGAUCCAUUCUUCAGAGUAAAAACUUUAAAGACUUCUUCCAAUUUAAGUGGGAGCAAAUGAAAGAGGAACUGCGAAGGAGGUGCCCUACAAUUCUUACAUUACUAUCAGCAGUAGUUAGUGAUAAGGAGCUGUCCAGUGAAAGCAAGGGAUUCAUCCACAUUAUGGUAUCUGCCGCUAUUGCAUUGCAUGGAAGAAACCAGGAAAUGUCCUUUUUCCAGUACAUGACUGCACUUGUGUUAACUCAUGGUGGAUGCAUUCAAAGGGACAUUGAACGACUAUCAAACAUUGGAUUGAGUGUCCAUCCCAAGACCAUCCACAGGAAGUUAGAAUCCUGGAAAGAAUUGAUAGAUGUGAAAGUCAAAGAAUUACGUGAUUCAUGGGCUGAUAGUGGGAAUGUGAAAUACCAAUUAGUGGGGGACAAUUGGGACAAGAAUAUAUUACCAUCAUACAGGACAUCAGACCGAGGAACCCUGUCACUCCAUCUCUUCAAUGUUAUUGCGGUUCAAGAUAGAGUCCCACCUUUACCGGAGCUUCCUAAAGAGGAAAGAGAGAUGACACAAGCUUGUGAAUUUCUACCAUCCAUUGCUGAUCAAAAACAACUGAUGAAAGAAUUGACAUUCUUAUUUGCAACCUCCAUCAUUGAGCAUAAUCCUCAGCUGCAUAGAGUGUUUAACACUAUUUAUCCAAAGCAUUUGGAUCAUCCUUACAGUCAUUACUCUGGACUUAAGACAUUCCAAUAUCCACUUGGAUUAUAUGACUGUAAUGAAAACAAGACCCAAGAACUCAUUGCUCUUUUGAAGAAGCUAUCCAAUGACUUCAUACCACAAAAGAAUGGGGAAAUUGUUGAGCCUGUGUUUUUUGGGGGAGACAGACUAACUGACGAAAGAGUCCAAUCAGCUCAAAAUGCAAUGAAGAAUGCUGCAACACCAAAAGAGAAAUUGGAAGGGUUUAUUUCCAAAAUAGAAGAUUUUCAUAGAUUGAUGAAUUUCUUAGAGGCCAUAGCCAAGAUGACUUUCAGCACAGAUAGUGGACAAGAUGCUGGGACUCUCUAUUACUACAGGAAUCUGCUGAAUCAUAGAGGUGUGAAGGGUGAAGUUAAGAACUCAUAUCGCCCAUAUAAGCUCCUGUGCUACACCGUGUUUGAUGCUAUUUGUCAGCUCUUUCUCCUUCAUCAUUUUGACAUGACGGAUGUUGAUUCUAACCUCCCAUUUCCAGAGGAAUUCCAGGAAUUGUCAGACAAUGCUAAAGUAGAAUGGUUAAACUUGGUGUGCAGUGAAAUCUUGCAGACAUGGUUCUUUGAAAAUGAGAAUGACAUUUGUAAAGAAUUAAGGGAUGUGUUAGAUGAUCCACAGCACUCAGAGAACUACUGGCUUUCGAGAAUGCUUGAAAAUGAACGUUUGAAGUGUCACUUUUGUGAAGCGACCUAUGCAUGUGUUGGCUCACUCCAAUCCCAUGAACAAAAGAAGCAUGAUGUUCAAAUCCCUCCAAAACAGUCAAAAUUGAAAGAGAAGAAAAGAGAUCAGCUCCAGGAUUACUUGGUAAUGGUAUUCAAGCUUGUCAUUCUUCACAAAAACUUGGACACAGCUGUAGAUAUGGGAGAUGGAGAGCGGGCAGUCAGGUCAGCUAAGUAUGAACUGCCUCUAUAUAACAAGACGAACAAAGUCAAAUACCUGAUAGGAUCUGUUCAGCUCACAGCCUUAACAUCAAAUAGUGGUGUACUCCCAGAAGAUCAAAGACAACGGCUAGUUGCAAACAGAUUUGUCAAUAUUCAAGGUGGACAAAAUAACAACAUUGCCCUUGAUGAAUACCUUGAAAUGGUGAACCGUGACAGCAAAGUAGCUUGUACUGGCAAUCAGACGAAGGAUAGCAUCAUUCUCCAUUCUAAGGAAUACCCACAUUUAGUCAAUUUUGUAAAACAUCUCGAUGAAAUUGCAAAUGUUCGUCAAAAGAAGGGCUUUCAUCAUCUACCUUCGUACCAGAGUGAUGUGAAAAAAGUUUUACAGGAUUUAAUGCAAAAUGAUAUUCUUGUGUAUGACCCAAAUAGGAAACUUCACUGCAAAAAAUUUGUCAUUGAUAGAAAUCCAUUCGACAACGCAUUUACCAAACUUCCAAUUAUGAUUCAUAGGCACAAACCAACUUUGCCAUUUUGUCGACUCCGGAAUUUGCACAUUUGAUUUUGCCAGCUUUUCUACGCAGAAACUACAAGGGCGUGCAUGUCAUAAAUAUCUGCAUAAUAUCGAAGUUUUAAGAAUUUCAAGCAAGUUUAUGUCUUGAUACUUGGCCUUAUAUACAUUGUAUAUGUUACUCUCAUUGUGUAGUAUUGUGCCAAAACAAGUCAAAAAAUAGGACCCUGGUUUGUAAGGUCUUACAUUGAAAUUGAUAUUGAAUUUGAUGACUGACUUGAUCUUGAGGCAGAUGUUCAAAAACCAUUUUCUUUCACCAUCCAUUUGACAGUAAUAAACAUGUACAAUUCUUGCAUGUCUUGAGCUUGAAUAAAACAAAUACAUACAGUGACA
This is a messenger RNA of Ostrea edulis (European flat oyster), 3503 nucleotides long. RefSeq lists its product as uncharacterized. Bases 180 to 3161 code for a protein of 993 amino acids. The record is from RefSeq and is a predicted model, not a curated record. Lineage: Eukaryota; Metazoa; Mollusca; Bivalvia; Ostreida; Ostreidae. The transcript has 7 exons.